Arachis stenosperma is the source of this 5088-nucleotide messenger RNA. RefSeq lists its product as uncharacterized. NCBI's taxonomy places the organism in Eukaryota, Viridiplantae, Streptophyta, Magnoliopsida, Fabales, Fabaceae. Bases 1 to 5088 code for a protein of 1695 amino acids. The record is from RefSeq and is a predicted model, not a curated record. The transcript has a single exon. Gene Ontology annotation, molecular function: nucleic acid binding; RNA-DNA hybrid ribonuclease activity. Gene Ontology annotation, biological process: DNA integration.
AUGGCUGACAAGGAAAAUCCACAACUAUCACAGGAUGACCUCCUGGCUCAGAUCGCUGAGCUUCAGGCGGAGGUACGGAGGAUAGCCGAGCUCUCAACGCAAAACAAUGGAGAGAACUCCAAAGGCUCGGCUCAUAAUUCCACAGACCCCUUGAACAUCGCCCCGCCAAAGGAGAAGCUCACCCUCGACAACCCCUUCUCCGAGGAGAUCACAAAUUAUCAGAUGCCAAAGAACUUUACCCUUCCGACUGCACUGGAACCGUACAAAGGAUUCGGAGACCCCCGAGCCCACAUAAAGAAGUUCCAGUCAAUGAUGUUUUUCAACGGCCCCAAGAACGAGCCUGUCCUUUGCCGAGCAUUCCCAACCUACCUCGACGGCGCGGCAUUACUCUGGUUCUCCAAACUCCCUGAGGGAUCAAUUUCCUCUUUCGAGGACCUUGCCAGAUCAUUCAUCGAUUACUUUGCCGCGUCGAGAAUCUAUGUACAUGGAUCAGACUAUCUCGGCACCAUCAAACAAGGCCAGCAUGAGAGCCUUAAAGAUUACAUGACCCGAUUCGCUGACGCUACCAUGGAGAUCCAAGACUUGGACCCAGCCGUUCACCUGCACGCCCUCAAAGCCGGCCUCAGGCCCGGCAAAUUUCGGGAGACUAUUGCCAUAACAAAGCCAAAAACCCUAGAGGAGUUCCGAGAAAGGGCGGCAGGUCAAAUGGAAAUCGAAGAACUUCGAGAAGCUCAGAAAUCAGACAAACAACCACACAGGAGAGAUGAGGAAAGGACCUUCAGAUCUCCAGGCAAUAGAGACACAAAGAAACCCUCUAAACCAGCAUCAAAGUACAACACCUACACCAGAUUCAACACCAGAAGAGAAAACAUCAUCAGAGAAAUCCUCAACGCCAAAAUCAUUAAACCACCAGCCCGAGCAGGGAACUACCAGGAUCAACGAUUCGUGGACAAGACAAAACAUUGCGCCUUCCACCGGAAGUUCGGUCAUACAACAGAUGACUGCAUCGUCGCAAAGGACCUCCUGGAAAAACUAGCACGCCAAGGUCUCCUGGACAAGUACAUCGAGACCCGGAAGGGCAAGGGAGGAAACUCGGACAGGACAGAGCAUAAGCAAGCAACGGCUGACGACAAAAAAGAAAGGAUCACUCCUGACCCGCCAAGAGGAGUUAUCAACCACAUAUCGGGAGGAUUCGCAGGCGGAGGAGAAACAAGCUCGGCCAGAAAGCGGAGCUACAGAGCAAUGCUGGCAAUCGAAGGAACCAUACAACCAAAGAAGGACAAAGGACCAGACGUCACAAUAUCAUUCAACCGAACAGACUUCAAAUCGGCAAGCCCUAACCUCGACGACCCCGUGGUAAUUUCAAUCCAGGUUGGAGAUCUGUUGGUAAGAAAAACAUUGUUAGACCCAGGUAGUAGUGCUGAUGUUUUGUUUUAUUCUACUUUUACAAAAAUGAAAUUAUCUGAAAAAUUGAUACAACCCUCCUCUGGAGAGCUAAUUGGGUUCUCCGGAGAGAGAGUCCCCAUCAUGGGACACAUAUGGCUAAAGACCACAAUGGGAGAGAUCCCUAUGGCAAAAUCAAUUGAUAUUCAAUAUCUAAUAGUAGACUGUUACAGCCCUUAUAAUAUUAUACUUGGGAGACCCGCUCUGAACACAUUCAGGGCAGUGGUGUCCACAUUACAUCUCUGUGUCAAGUUUCCAGUGCAGGAAAACAAGAUCGCUACAGUGUAUGCCGACCAUCAAGAAGCUCGGCAAUGCUACAACGCUGGUCUAAAACCAGUACAAACAAAACAGGAAACUCGGCCCCAGGUUCAAGCAAUUCGCACGUCUGCCAGCUCAGCAACACUAGCCGACCUAGACCCUAGGGAAGACCUCGGCGAAAGACCUCGGCCAAUGGACAACCUUCAACAAGUAACACUAACAGCAGACGAGAAGCAAUGCACAUAUGUUGGAAAAGCAUUAGAAGGGGCAGAACGAGCAAGACUCAUUCAAAUACUGCGUAAGAACGCCGACCUUUUCGCAUGGACACCAGAUGACAUGCCCGGGAUAAACCCCGACGUCAUCUGCCACAAGCUAGCAAUUGACAAAACAGCCCGACCAGUCGCACAGAAGAAAAGGAACCUCGGAGAGGAAAAAAGACAAGCAGCACUUGAAGAAACCCAAAAGCUCCUCAAUGCAGGUUUCAUAAGAGAGAUUCGCUUCACCACAUGGUUGUCCAACGUGGUAAUGGUAAGGAAGAGUUCAGGUAAAUGGCGCAUGUGCGUCGACUUUACAAAUUUAAAUAAAGCCUGUCCUAAAGAUGCAUACCCAUUGCCUUGCAUUGAUAAAUUAGUUGACAACGCCUCUGGUUUCAAAGCUUUGAGUUUUAUGGAUGCAUACUCUGGCUAUAACCAGAUUCUGAUGCAUCCAGAAGACCAAAGCAAAACGGCUUUUAUAACAGAACAUGGAAAUUUUUGUUACAAGGUAAUGCCCUUUGGCCUAAAGAAUGCAGGUGCGACGUAUCAGAGGUUAAUGGACAAGGUAUUCCAACAUCAGAUAGGCCGCAAUAUGGAGGUCUAUGUAGAUGACAUGGUAGCCAAAACACCCAUGCAGGGGUCACAUUGUGAUGACUUAUCAGAAAUCUUCAAACAACUCCGAGCAUAUAACAUGAGACUCAAUCCAGACAAAUGUGCUUUUGGAGUCCAAGGAGGAAAGUUCCUCGGAUUCAUGUUAACAUCUCGAGGCAUCGAGGCCAACCCAGAAAAGUGUAAGGCCGUGCUAAACAUGACAAGCCCAAGAACAGUAAAAGAAGUCCAGCAACUUGCAGGACGAAUAGCCGCCUUGUCACGUUUCCUACCUGCAGUGGCAAACCGAUCUUAUCACUUUUUCCAGACAUUCUCUAAAGGCAAGAAGUUCAAAUGGACAGAUGAAUGUGAAAAUGCCUUCACCGAACUUAAACAACACUUGACAUCGCCACCAAUCCUCCAGAAACCCGAGACAGGUAACCCAUUAUAUUUAUAUUUAUCAGUAUCUAACCAGGCUAUAAGCUCGGUUUUGGUGACAGAAACAGGGAAAAAGCAGAACCCAGUAUAUUUCAUCAGUAGGGUACUGCAACCAGCAGAAACAAGGUACCCGAAGAUAGAACAAUUGGCACUGGCACUAAUCACAACAGCAAGAAGACUGCGGCAUUAUUUCCAAAGCCACACAAUCAUAGUACGAACGGACCAACCAUUAAGGCAGAUACUAACUAGACCCGAGCUCGCCGGCAGAUUAAUAAAAUGGUCGGUCGAGCUCUCCGAAUUCGAUAUUCGGUACGAAUCGAGGAAAACACUUAAGUCACAGGUACUAGCCGACUUUAUAUCAGAGAUGACAAAUGACACAUACAACACAGAAGUGAGAUGGACCAUACAUGUAGAUGGAGCGUCCAACAAAGAAGGCAGUGGGGCUGGGAUACUACUCAAAGAAGGAAACAAAGUGGUGGCCGAGCAGUCACUACAGUUCCGCUUCAACGCAAGCAACAAUCAAUCAGAAUAUGAGGCCCUACUCGCUGGACUAAAGCUCGCCCUACAACUACAAAUACCUCGAAUAACAGUCUAUUGCGACUCCUCGUUAGUGGUACAUCAAAUAAAGGGCGAAUUUCAGGUAAAAGAUCCUUUGUUAGAGAAAUACUGGCUCAUAACAAAGGAUCUAAUUUCAAAAUUUAAAGAAUUUGAUAUUAUUCAUGUAAACCGAGAACACAAUACCAGGGCCGACGUGUUGUCUAAACUAGCCACAACUCGGCAAGCCGGAAACACGUCGGCACUGUCCCAGCUAACGCUUGACAAACCGAGUUUUGAGCAGGAUACAAUUCUGAGUAUUAUACAGGUCCCAGAUUGGCGAACACCUUUUUUCAAUUACAUCAACACAGGCACUAUACCAAAUGACGAGCCGAACUUGCCACUCUUCCGACGAAGAGCAAGUUAUUAUACAGUGCUAGGAAACACUUUGUACAGACGAGGGCAUUCACAACCACUACUCAAGUGCAUUAGCAACGAGGAGGCCGAGGAGGUCAUGGCCGAAACACACGAAGGAGUCUGCGGCAACCAUAUUGGCGGCCGAGCAUUAGCAGCAAAGAUCCUGCGAACAGGAUAUUAUUGGCCGACGAUAAAGCGAGAUUGCAUUUCAAAAGUCAAAGCGUGUGAUAAUUGCCAAAAACACGCCACACUCUCAGAGACCCCGGCCGAAGAACUCCAUACCAUAGAGGUAAGCUGGCCUUUCGAUAGGUGGGGAUUGGAUAUCCUCGGACCUUUCCCGAAAGCGCCAGGCCAGGUAAAGUUCCUUUUGGUUUCAAUUGAUUAUUUUUCUAAGUGGAUAGAGGCACAACCACUAGCACACAUAACGGCGGAAAAGGUGCGAUCUUUUUUAUGGAAGAACAUCAUAUGCAGAUAUGGUAUCCCAAAAGAGAUAAUCUCGGAUAACGGGAGACAAUUUACAGAUCAUAAGCUCGCCACCUUUCUAACAAACUUUAACAUCAAACAUCAUUUCAGCUCAGUAGAGCACCCGCAAACUAACGGACAAGUUGAAUCGGCUAACAGAAUUAUCUUGCAGGGGUUAAAGAAAAAGCUCGGCGACGCUAAGGGAGAAUGGGCCGACCUCAUUCCAGAAAUUCUAUGGAGUUACAAUACCACCAUUCAAUCUGCCACAGGAGAGACUCCUUUUAAACUGGUAUAUGGCGCAGAAGCACUUAUCCCAGUAGAGGUCAGCGUCCCAACAUUAAGGACCGAGCUCUAUGAUGAAACAAAUAACCUACAAGCUCGGACAGCCGAGUUGGAUCUUGUAGAAGAAGAAAGAGAUAUUUCCGCAAUAAAGCAACGAGCCAGAAAACAAUACCUAGAGCAAAGACACAACAAAAAAGUAGUUCACAGGACUUUCAACAAUGGAGACCUCGUACUCAGACGCACAGAAGAAGCCCGGAAACCUCCGGCACAUGGCAAGUUGGCGGCAAACUGGGAAGGACCUUUCCGAAUACUUCAUAAUCUCGGAAAAGGGGCUUACAAGCUCGAAACUCUUCAAGGAGAUCAACUUCCAGGAACAUGGAACAUCUCCUCCUUAAGAAAAUAUCAGUCAUGA